UGACGAGAGAACAGCCGCUAACAAAAAAUAUCGAUCUUUCCUUCUCGAGAUGCGUGACCGGGUAUGUCAGUUUCUGACGUCACAUCCACGUUUUGUAUUGACCUCCUCCUUUAUAUUUGCUAAAUGAUCUUCGUUGUUGGAUGAGUGGUUCAACCAUGGCGAAAACCAGAGCGACCCCUUUCCUUCCCGCCCUGAUCUUUCUCACCCUCUUGGCGAAUGCCCAUCUGGGCAUCUGUGUCUUGUCCCGACAACAACAAGACAAGGUCUCUAAAUUGCCUGGACAGGAUUUCAAUGUUAACUUCGAACACUAUUCUGGGUUUGUCACUGUCAAUGAGAAAUUGGGAAGAGCUCUAUUCUACUGGUUCUUUGAAGCCGUUGAGGAUCCUGAUUCUAAGCCUCUUGUUCUCUGGCUCAACGGAGGACCGGGAUGUUCAUCCAUUGCGUUUGGUCUAGCAGAAGAGAUAGGACCAUUUCACAUUAAGCCAGAUGGGAAGACCCUUUACCUUAACCCGUAUUCUUGGAAUCAAGUUGCCAAUGUCCUGUUCCUCGAUGCACCUGUUGGGGUUGGGUAUUCGUACUCAAACACUUCCUCUGAUUUGCUCACCAAUGGUGAUAAGAGGACUGCCCAAGAUUCUCUGAAGUUUCUGCUGAAGUGGUUAGAGCGUUUUCCCAAGUACAAAGGGAGAGAGUUUUAUAUAGCUGGGGAGAGCUAUGGAGGGCAUUAUGUUCCUCAGCUAAGUCAAGCCAUUGUAAGACACAACCAAGCUUCCCAGGAAAAAACUAUUAAUAUAAAGGGUUACAUGGUGGGAAAUGGCCUGAUGGAUGACUUCCAUGACCAACGAGGUCUCUUCCAAUAUAUUUGGUCACUGGGUUUUAUCUCUGACCAGACAUACAACUUACUGAACCUUAGAUGUGGUUUUGAGUCAUUUACUCACCCCUCCAAGGCCUGCAUUGAGGUUCUGGACACAGCGGACAAAGAAAUUGGGAACAUUGACCAAUACAGUGUCUUCACCCCAACAUGUCCUGGGAACGUCACCCAGACAAAGUUUUUGUUAAAGAAGAGACCUAUUCUCGGCCGUGUCAGCGAAAAUUAUGAUCCUUGCACAGAGAAGCACUCUAUAAUGUAUUUCAACCUUCCAGAGGUUCAAACGGCCCUCCAUGUUCCACCAGAACUUGCACCAUCCAAAUGGGAGACUUGCAGUGAUACCGUGGGUAACCACUGGAAGGACUCCCCACGCUCGGUUCUGAACAUUUACCAUGAGCUUAUAGCUGCUGGACUUCAUAUCUGGGUUUUCAGCGGAGAUGCUGAUGCUGUUGUACCGGUCACAUCAACUCGCUACAGCAUAGAUGCUCUCAAUCUUCGUCCUCUGAAUCCAUGGCGUCCGUGGUACAUCGAUGGCCAGGUCGGAGGCUGGACCCAGCAGUAUGUCGGAUUGAACUUCGUUACAGUGAGAGGUGCAGGCCAUGAAGUUCCUCUGCACAGACCGAAGCAGGCUCUUGCCCUCUUCAAGGCCUUCGUGUCUGGAAAUUCACUUCCAAUAACUGAGAUCAACAAUGGCGGCAUGUCUGAACAAGCCAGUGUCAUAUCUGAACUCGUCAGUGACGAAUGAGUUCUGUUUGACGUCACCAUUUAUGUUUGGGAUAGUUUGUGUUUGAGCUGCGUAGAACACUUUGCUUUGCAUGUAUUUCCUGCACUCCAUAUUUUCACGUCAACCCAUUGGUAAUCUCUCCCAUAUAACUAUGACAAAAUGUGAUGUGUGAGUAAUGGAUUUGAUAAGAAAAAAAUAAAGGGAAGAAAACAUAAUUCUGAAC
This is a messenger RNA of Tarenaya hassleriana, 1812 nucleotides long. Its product is annotated as serine carboxypeptidase-like 29. Gene Ontology annotation, cellular component: vacuole. Gene Ontology annotation, biological process: proteolysis. Gene Ontology annotation, molecular function: serine-type carboxypeptidase activity. The record is from RefSeq and is a predicted model, not a curated record. NCBI's taxonomy places the organism in Eukaryota, Viridiplantae, Streptophyta, Magnoliopsida, Brassicales, Cleomaceae. Bases 141 to 1610 code for a protein of 489 amino acids. The transcript has 10 exons.